UAGGGUAGUAUGUAAAGGGUGGAGAGUGGUGAAAGGGAAGUUCACAUGCAAUACAUUCAAACUUAACGGAUCUUAUAAAAACAGACUUCUGCUAUAAUUCAUGAUAGUAUUCCCUCUGCCAUUAUAAAGUGAAAGAACAACUCCUGAGCAGAGGAAGUAUUUUUGUUCCUAAAAAAAAUACUGAGAGGAUACAACAGAACAGCUUGCACGCUAAGGGAAAACAUGUUGCAGGACUGUUAAGGCAAAGUUGCUAUCCUUCUAUCCAACACUUUGGAUAGAAUUCACUAAGAAUGAACUGCUCCAGAGGCCGUUCUUAUACUGUUUAAUGACAGCGGACCCUUCCCAGCCACUCCAUCGCCAGACGCAAAGAGGAAAAACUAUCAGUGUGGAUUUUUGCCAAAAACCAAUAGUUCCGGAAAUCUGUUAUCGAUGCCGAUUAAUUGGCAAAACCGAUAUAUCAGUCAACCUCUAUUUGAGGCUUACUUUGUUUAAAGUAUAGCAGAAACAGCACUUGUCAAAGCACUGGGCUUUUCAUUUUUUGCCAAGAAAAAUCUGGGGAAGGAAUUAAAACACUGCAUAUAUAAAGAGGCAACAAACUCACAUAGAGUGAAAAUAUGAGCAAUUCAUCUGCAAAAUAUCUGCAAAGAUCUACACUUUAAGAGACAUUUCAUCUCAUCAUCCCUGAGAACACUCUACUCAACCUACAGCUGUUCCUCUCAAUCUCCCUGCCAAAUAUUCCUUCACAGGUUUAUAAUGGACAACUCCACAGCACAAGCACUUACCGUAACCUCUGCUGAAAGCAAGUCUGUCACAUCACCCAUACAUAAUCAGGGAUCAGAUGAUCACUACUUCGCGGCCAUAGUUGGAGUUGUCAUUGCUGUGGUGGUUCUGGUCCUACUCCUCCUCCUUGCCAUCAUUUUGCGAUACAUGUACCAGCACAAGGGCACAUAUAAUACCAACGAGGCCAAGGGGACAGAGUUUGCAGAAACAGCGGACGCUGCUCUUCGUAGAGACCCAGCACUGCAGGACGCCAUGGAUGAGAGCAAGAAAGAAUAUUUUAUAUGAGACACAAUAUAGCCUAUAGAGUAUGCAUCAAACUUCUACUAGCUAAAAUGAUGCCUGAAUUGUUAAUUGCAUCCUGUUUGCUUGGACAGCAUCGUAUCUCACUCGGAUUUCCUGCUAACAGAUAGAAGGAGUAAGAGUAUUAUGAAAACCCUUUGUAUUUCAAUACCUUUAUUUUGGAAAAUGAGAGGUAAACUGUUUAUUUGAGCAUUUAUACAGCAUGGUAGAAUUUCUCUUUGUAUUUGAUGCUGAAUGUUUGAACCGAAGAUUAGCUCAGGAGAACGUGAUGGUAUUCAGGUGAAGGGAAGGAAAGCCACUGAUGUUUUUAGACAAGAUUUGAAUGUGAAUGGCAGAUGAUAUUUCAAGACAUUUAGUGAAGAAUUUAUAGAACACUGUUUACAACAAGCAUGUGAAAUGAAUUAGUCUCUUACAUAUUAUAGAUGGCACAGUGCUAGAAUCCAAGCAUGAAACUCAUUAGGCAACACUCCAGGAUAUGAUGAGAGGAACCCAGAAGACAAACAUAAUGUGGCACUUAAUUGCUGUAUAUUUUACAUAGACAAUAGGAAAAACAGUGGGGGGAAAAGCCAUUGGCCUUUUUCUGGCAAUGUGUCUUACCUGCAAUUAUAUAAAUGUGUAUUGUGGUUCUACUGUUAUUGUGGUGGAGGUUUUUGUGAUUUUGUAAAAAUGUCUAUAGGUGAAUUUGUAAAGCAGACAUUAGACUUGCUUGUUAUCAGAGACAGCAGUGGAGUUUGUGGGGAAAUCUUUAUAUGAGGACAGUGUAUACCAGCUUCUCUGUAAUCAGAUGCCUUUGUUAAUUUAAGAUAUAUUUACACAACACAAAUAAAAUGUAUUUUGUUGCUUGUUAUUGU
Myxocyprinus asiaticus (Chinese sucker) is the source of this 1931-nucleotide messenger RNA. RefSeq names its product glycophorin C (Gerbich blood group) (gene gypc). Gene Ontology annotation, cellular component: membrane; cortical cytoskeleton. Lineage: Eukaryota; Metazoa; Chordata; Actinopteri; Cypriniformes; Catostomidae. Bases 754 to 1065 code for a protein of 103 amino acids. The record is from RefSeq and is a predicted model, not a curated record. The transcript has 6 exons.